This is a messenger RNA of Coffea arabica (coffee), 504 nucleotides long. Lineage: Eukaryota; Viridiplantae; Streptophyta; Magnoliopsida; Gentianales; Rubiaceae. The record is from RefSeq and is a predicted model, not a curated record.
AUGGAAGUAUCGUUGCAAAUUAGUAGUAUUAGUACUCAGUUUGGGAAAAAGAUCCAAUUAUUCAAUCAGAAUGGAAACUGUAAAGAGAAGAUUCUUCAGCACAGAUCUAUGAUCUCCUGUCAAGCUGCUAGAACCAUGCAAAAUGGAAGAGCAGCCAACUUUUAUGAGGUACUUUCUCUUGAUUGCUCCAAGUUUGUAGGUCCUGACGAAAUCAAGAAAGCAUACAGAUGCAAAGCUCUUAAGUUCCAUCCUGAUGCUUGCCCUCCAUCCGCAAAAGAAGAGUCAACAAAGCGAUUUCUUGAGCUGAGAAUGGCAUAUGAGACAUUAUCUGAUCCCAUUUCGCAACAAAUGUACGAUCAUGAGCUCAGUUUGGUUGAUGUGGAGGGAAGAACAAGACAUGGGAUGAGAUUUUCCAUGGGAAAUAAGGUUUGGGAGAGACAAAUCACUGAACUGAAUAAGCUAUUAAGGCAAAAAAUGGAGAAGAGAAAGAUAAUGGGAAUGUGA